This is a messenger RNA of Aegilops tauschii subsp. strangulata, 5183 nucleotides long. RefSeq lists its product as uncharacterized. The record is from RefSeq and is a predicted model, not a curated record. Lineage: Eukaryota; Viridiplantae; Streptophyta; Magnoliopsida; Poales; Poaceae.
UGGUUAACAGUGUGGCAAUAUAUAUAUAGCACCACGGUCGGCGGCGCGCUAGGCCGCUAGCCCCUCGCUCCUCCGCCGCCGCUCCUCCGAUGCGUGACCUUACUCGCCGCCUCCCCUCCCUCCAGCACCCUAGACCGGCGCUGGCGCGCCCUUGGGGUGGGUGCUGCUCGGCGCCCCCGCUUCCCCGACUGCUCGGCUCGGCGACCUGCAGGUGAGAAUAAAAUUAUCUGCCGCUCUUCUGCUAGUGCUGCACAGUGAUUAUUUUGUGUUCUUACUUGUUCAGAUCAUCAGAUGGCCUGGAGCUGUGAUGGCCAUACCCUUCCACACCAUGUAAUGAAGGUUUCGAAAUGUAUGAGAUUCAGAUUCCUGAGAAUCCUAACACCCACAUUUUUUCUGAAUUUUUUUUUUUUGAAUUGUUUGGAUUGCUUACCACAUGUGUCACUUGGUAACACCCACAUUGGCAACAAAGGUGAAGAGGCACGAUGCUAGUAGUAGACGUUGGUUCUGCUUGUGUUUUGGUAGCCACUGUCAGUUGUUUUGUUAACUUAUUUGGCUCUACUGUUUUACUAGCUACUACCAGUAGUACACAACACACUAGUGAUAAAACCAAAGUAUUGAUACCCUAUAAACUGAAAUCCCGUAUUUGCUGAACCAAAUGUACAGAUUCUUGUGUUGUAUGUUCGCUUGCCUAGCUCUGUUUCCUUUGCUUUUCUUUUCUUUUCUUUUCUUCUGCACGACUGACCCUAAAGAUGCAGUGUAGUUCAGUGCAUAUAAUCUCCAAUGCCCAAAUGUCAAACACACCGCAACUUGCAAAAUAGUCUCUCUCUCUCUCUCUCUGCAUCUAUGCUUGAAGAGGCAGAAGGCGAUGCUUUUUCUCUAGGGAAAGCAAAGCAUAGAGCCUGAAAGAAGGAAAGAAAAAGCCCACAAAACAGCUCAGGAAUGAGUGACAUUAUCUGCAACCGCAAGCAAGGAACAAGUCCUUUCGGAAAACACGAGAGCACAGUGGGGCAAAACCAAAAAAGCUCAUACCAUUACCACUGCACCCAUCUACCAGAACAUAUGCCAAUUGCCCCAACUUGCACUACACUCUGUUCCCGAGCUCUUCCACCAGUCGCAGCUACACGCAAGCGAAAACUUCUUUCAUCUCCAGCAAGCCAGAUGAUUGGGUGAUACAUCUUCACCUUGGACUAGAGGAUGGAUGGCUUCGACUAAUGGCUGCGGAAAUCUGUGGCGGAUUGGUUAGACAUGUUUUUCUCAUGGAUUUCUUAUACUGCUGUGCUGUUAGUUUUGAUUUGAGGGAGAUGAUGGAGUGAGCUGCAUCUGGAAUAAUGGAGUUUUUGGAGAUAACUUUAUUUUUAUGUGCAACUCUUCUUCACUCGUUGAAAUGAUCCGCCUGUGGCUCUAGAGUUCAUUCUGUUGUUCCCGAGCCCCGCCACCAUCUAAGAAAAACAAGUGGGUUUGUUUUUCCAUUUCGAGUGAUGUUUCUUCACCUGGGACUUGAUUUCUUUGGGACAACUUAUCCUUUCUCCGCAAGUCUUCUUGGCUCCUUGACUUGAUAUCUAGACUGCGGGCCAGUGGGUUACAAGCACACAGUCAUGGUUUUCUUCUGCUGAGGGUAAUUAUUGGUUUUACUGUGGAGCUUCAGAAUGGCUGCUGCACCACCUGAACCUACUCUGAAAGGGCGUACUCUGGUUGUAAAGGAUUUCGAUGACGCCGUCAAGCAGCUGAUUGAUUUUCUGCAUCAUGGCGAUGAUGCUGCAGAAGGCAGAAUAAAAGCAUUCUUAUUUCAUGGCUGGUUCGGUCAGGGUCUGGGAGCAUCCGCCGUUCUUAGAGCUACAGCAGAACACCUCAAAUCGAAAAGAAGCAAUCCAGACAUGAAACUGCAAUUUGGUAAAGUUGUCCACGUAGACUGCUCUCUGUGGAAAAAUAGAAGGACGAUGCAGCGGGAAAUAGCAGCAGAACUGAACCUUGGGCAUUUAAUGCCUAUUUUUGAUAAGCAAGAUGAGGAUGAUGAUUUCAGAGGAGUAGAGGAUAGUUCUAGAGCAGAGCUAAUAAGCAUAGCAAGUGAGAUCUAUGAAUCUCUAAUCAAUGAAAAAUUUCUAUUAAUUCUUCAUUAUGGGGGAGAUGCAGAUAUUGAUCUGGCAGAGUUAGGCGUUCCUGUAUUUGGACCUUUUGGUAAAGCCAAGCUUUUAUGGACCAAUCAUGGAAGAUUUCAGCUCUCACAGAAACAACAGAAGUUGUUGACAUCCAGUUUCCUUGAUAUAAACAUGCUUUUCAUUACCAGCGACCACAUCUAUAUCGGGCAACAACUACGUUGUUUAUUGCACAAAGAAGCUGUUGAGGUGAUUAGUUACACCGGAAUGGAUGACAUCAACCCAGCAACUGUUGUGGAUUGCUUCUUGUACUCGCUGUUGCUGGUAGGACAACUGCGUGAAAACUCUGACACUGUUGAGUAUGAUUGGGCCACUUAUGUUUGCAACUACUGGAUAUGUGACGGAAUCCUUCAAAAGGACAGAGCUUGGGAGGUUGGCAAUGCAUUAUAUGGAGUGAUAGGCCAAUUGCGCCAUUCUUCAGAUGCAAUAGAAACUCUAUUAUAUUGGUUGGACCAACAAAUAAAAUCCUACCAAGGCUGGAAGUCAAUUGCAUCAAACCAACAAGGAGCACAAAGUAUCUCUGCUGUUCCUGUUGAUGCAUCAUCCUAUUUCUUAACAUUUAAGGGAGAUGAUCUGCUAGAACUACCGAAUGAUUUGUUUCAACUAGCCAACAACCUCCGUGUGCUAAAACUCUGCAAGUGCAGUUUUGAUUUUGCAUUCCCUCCUUUCCAAUCCUGCCACAACCUAAGGUUCCUUUGGCUUGACCAUUGUGCAAACACUGGGAAGGAUCAAGGUGGGGGAGCAUGUUUUCCAAACCUGAUAGUGCUUGAAUUGAGUCACACAGAUUAUGCCUUGCAGCAGCAGAUGAUUGAACGGAUGACCAAUCUAAGAGAGAUAAAUACAAAAGGAGUCUCAUGGAGGAAUAUAAGUCAUGCAUGGAAAACAUUACAAAAUGUUCACAAGCUCCGACUAACCGAAUCUUCGGAUGUGAUCACAGUGGACAAUUGCUCUUCCUUGGAUAUGAUCAAUCCGGAGCUCCUUGACUUGUCCGGCAAUACCUGUAUGGAAUCAUUGCCUAGAAUGUCAUCAGCGGCAAGCCUGAAGAUGCUUGUUCUUGAUGGUUGUUCCAACUUGGAGACCGUUGCACUUGAAGGAGCUCUUCCACUGCUAGAGACUUUUAGCUUCGAUGGUUAUGGCCCAACGGAGAACUGGGCACAUCCCAUAAACUUACCCCAAAAGGAAUUUCGGCCAAAGUCUCGUGCAACUCCAAUCAAAGAAGCCAAGGUGACAAAAAUCUCCCUGGUGGGUUGUGGUCGAUUGCAUAGCAUAUUCUUGCGUGGACUGGCCAAUCUGGAUGAGUUGGACCUCUCUGAUACAUCUAUCAAAAUACUUGACCUUGGUGCCAUGGAUGUCCCCGAGCUCAGGAAGUUACUCUUACGGGGUUGUCGGCAGCUCUGUAGCCUAGGUUGGCGUGAUUAUAACCCGUCUAGAUUGGAAGUGGUACAUGUAGACACUAUGGGGAGGAAAAGAUUAGUGGUAUGCUGUGCACAAGCGAGGGAGGACUUCUUUAGUUCUGUGGCAUGCAUUACCCUUACAGAUGCAAGAAUCCUCUGGCGGUGCAUGCGGGAACUCUUUUGGUUCAUAUAUGGUAGGGGCAAAAAGAAGUUGCACCUCCAUAUCUCUUCUACUGUUCAUAGCCAAAUUGCCAUGACCAAAAGUGUCGAGGAGAUUGGCCCCAGCAAAGUGGGUUUUGUUCCUACGGGGCGAUCGUUACCUUAUAAAGAUAUUAUCCUUCUGAAGGAUGUAGCAUGUUCAUCCCUUGUAUGCGACCAGCGGCAGCUUCAACCUCUCGAUGUGCAUAUGGAGAUUGGUGAUGAAGGCCACAAUUUGGAGAGUAUGGACACGGACAUAUAUUUCAGACGGUUCACUCUGGAUGGUGUUCAGUCCUUGCAUGUGCAUGACAAUUCCUCGAUCACCGCUAUCCCUCCAAGGGGUCCACAAACUUGGCAUAGACUAAGAUGGUGUCAUGUUGAUAGAUGUCCCAAGCUAUACUCUCUCUUUUAUUGUGAGGCUGGAGAAUUCAACUUCAUUAAUUUAAGGACAUUUUCCGCGUUUGAUCUCCCGACGGCCUGCUGCAUUUGGGGUAAAACCAAUCCCAAAGAUCCUGAAGAUUGCAUAUACCUACUAAGUGCCUUCACAGCCCUACAUUCCAUAUACCUACACAAUUGCCCCAAGCUGGUGUUUGUCCUCCCAAUUUCCUUCACCUUGCCAAGCCUGGAGACCAUACAAAUUGCAUACUGCAGCAACCUCCAAUAUGUUUUUCCACUGGACAACGAGUACCCUCCAGAGAUAGCAUCAGGCGUCACAUUCCAGAACCUGAAGCACAUUAAGCUAUACCAUCUCCACCGGCUGGAGCAGAUAUGCGAGACCAGACUGACCGCGCCGGCACUGGAGACAAUCAGCCUCAGGGACUGCUGGGGCCUGAGGCGGAUACCGGCCGUCGUCGCGCGUCAAGGUCCUAAGCUAGUUGUGGACUGUGAGAAGGAUUGGUGGGGCAAGCUCGAGUGGGACGGCCUGCAGGCCGGCCAUGACCCGUCGCUCUUCGAAACACGCCACUCGGCUUACUACAAGAAGACGCUCCCAAGGGUCUCUGUUCUAAGGUGAUUUGCUGCACCCCUCUGCCAUGUCUAGCUUGGUCUAUAAGAUGCAAUCAAGGGAGGUCAGGCUACGUGUUUCUGUGUUGCAAGUGUGGUGUGUUCACGAGCAGGUUACGUACGCUGCUAUGCACAAGCAAGAAUAAAUGGUGUGUUUUCAGCCACCAAGCUACCUGAUUUUGAGUAUGCUUGGACGAUUAGAUUGGACAGGAUUGGAUUGGAUUGUUGUGUGAUGCACUUUGGGUGCUGGGCUUUCACCAGCUUGGUGUGGUGUUCACAUCUAGCUGGUUAAUUUGUGUUGAUUCGUGAUUUGCUUGUAAUAAGAUGAGGCUGUGCAUGUGCUGUGCGCGCCAACCCAGUGUGCUGUGUGACUGAUUGAUGAACCACAAAUUCAGCUUGUAUUUGAUCAUAUAUACGACACUAUUCUUGUGAUGAG